Molecule: messenger RNA, 1869 nt
Organism: Leishmania mexicana MHOM/GT/2001/U1103
Lineage: Eukaryota; Euglenozoa; Kinetoplastea; Trypanosomatida; Trypanosomatidae
Exons: 1
Coding region: 1-1869 (622 amino acids)
Source: RefSeq, a predicted model, not a curated record
AUGGCAAACUAUGUGCCUGGCGAUCCCCUCGGCGUGGCCGGGCUGGAGGCAGGAAAGGGUGCUGGUGCCCUCUUGGCAGCGGUGCAGCAGUGGUCGGCGGAGCCUUCGCAUGAGUUCGGGGACGGCAUGGUGCUCAUGACCAGUGACCCCGCUGCCACUACAACUCCCUCGCACGCCUCGUCACUGUCGCCAGAGCAGCGAGUUGCUCUUAGCGCCGGCGCCGUUACGUGCCUCUCUGUCGCCUCCCUCCCUGGCACCACAGACACAGCUGUUGCAGUAGUCGGCACUACCGUUGGCACUGUGGCGCUGCUGCUUAUCGAGGGCAGCCGCGCUGUCUACAAGGUUGCCGAGUGCUCGCUGACGGAGUGGAGCAGCGGCGCCAUCACGGCACAGGAUGCCAUCGUAGACGUGGCCUUCAGCAUGGACCCGGCUGGACGGCCGGAGUUCGUCAGUGUCGCCAGUGCUGGGUGCGUCGUCGUCUUGGAUGUGCAACUCCUCUACCGGUCAUCUGGUAACGGCAGCCACAGCGCCGACGAGGAGGUCGGAGACACAGCGGCGAAGGCGCCAGCUGCCGUGGUGCACAGGGCAGAGCGGCAUCAGAAGACAGAACCGUGGUCGAAGUCGGCACUUCGGCCCAAGGCUGUGGAGGCGCUUGAGCGGUCGAGCGCGCAACUGGUGCGGCGCUCCUGCAGUGACGUCUUCGCCUGCUCCUUCGUAGAGGCCGACGUGGUGCGCAUCUUGGCUCCACAGCGCCUGCAGGCCGCCGUCGCGAUAGACGUGGCGCUUGUCGUGGUGCUCAGCAACGGUGCGCUGCACUACGUGGAGCGGGUGGUUGAGGGAGGCUCGGUGCGCCUCCUUGCCGAGCAUCAUCGGCAGCGGCUCGCCAAGGGUGCCACCUUCACGUCGCACGCAUCUUCGGCAAGACAGGGGGAGGACAGCGCUGCCGCGAGCGACUUUUCUACGGAUCGUGCUUCGCUGCACCUCCUCACCGACAGCCGUGCCGUUCCGCAUGUCAUCUACCGCUACCGCCUCUCACCUUACCACCUCCAGGCAUGCCAAGACGGCGGCCAGACGGCAAGCGGCGGUGGAGGUAACUACGGAAUGGCGGCGUUGGCGCUGCCGUCCGCGACGGAGUCGGUGACGCAUGUGUGUGACGCGCACUUGCACUUCAGCGAGAAGGAUGGCGCGUGCCACGUCGUGCUGGCCGGCACGCAGCGUGUGCCUGUCGGUAAGGUCGGCUACAUGCCGCUUGCCUCACGUGUCGGCUCGCUGGGUCAUGCCCAGCAGCACUUUGGCGUAACUGGGUGUCGGACCCUCGCGUGGUGGGCCGUCGUGCACAACGCCGUCCUGCCGCGUCAGACGUUUGACCGAUCUGCGGUGGAACAGCAGGCGCUCCAGCAGCUCCAGCGUCAGCAGCAGCAGCAGCAGCCACACGACGGGCACGCCUUCUCGCCGUUUCACACCAACGCUGGACCUCCGCCCUUCACGGUGCACGUGCAGAGCAACACAAUGGCUUUACCGUGUGGGCUCGGCGCCUGUCCUGCCUCCGCGCUGACGUCUCCUGCGACCUCGUCGCCUGCCACGGCUGGGGCUGGUGUGGCUAGCGGCGUCAGUGCGGCCGGUCCCAGUCAAGGCAGUGGCUUUGCAGCGGCCCUCAUGCUCUCAGACGUCUUUGUCUUAGCAUCCGGCCAGGAACUGUACGUUGGUGACCUCCGCGAUGUGCCGCGGAGCGCCAAGACCCUACCGGUCCCGCGUCCGCUGCGCUCCUUCAGCAGUGUCGUCGAGGGAAUUACCGCCGGGCCGUACAUGGACGCGCGAGCGGUGCUGGUGGCCACCGGCUCUCGUGUGGUCCCCGUGCCGCUUGUCUAA